CGGCCAGGGGCGGAGAGUGUCUUGUCCGUCAGGUUAGCGCUGUAAUGAAUUGAAUAAGGGGGGUGGAAUCCAAUCCGGUUUGAGCUAGUUUUGUUCCAAUGGAACAUUAACGUCUCGCUACGCUGUAAUAGAACGUACUGUUUGAAUCUUAUACCGAACAGUAUUUUUCUUGCUCCGUUUUGGAACAUUGCCCUCUUUUUUUUCUUUUAACAAAUACGCAAAACAGCCAUGCCUAAAAGGAGCAAAGCAAACGCUGAUGCUGAGGCAGCAGAGCCCAAGAGGAGAUCUGAGAGAUUGGUAAACAAACCAGCCCCUCCAAAGGCAGAGCCCAAGCCAAAGAAGGAGAAGGCAGUACCUAAGCCCAAGAAGGCUAAGGAGGUGAAGAAGGCUGCACCUGAGGAGAAGGAGGUGCCUGCAGAGAAUGGAGAAGCCAAAGCUGAGGAAGAGGAACCAGCCACAGAAGAACCUGAACAGAAAGAAGAUGCGGCAGAAUAACAUCUCUCGAACCACAUCUUUUAUCACUGCUCCCUAUUCCUCUUUUUCUUGUACAAUUCAGGGGAAUAUUUUUAUUGACUAUUUUCUAAAUGCAAGUUUUUUUAGUAGUUUGAUUGUAGAAACACAUUUUUUUAUGAAACAAAAAAUACAUUUGGAGACGGAUUUCAUUACAUCCCACAUUUUUACAUCUCCGGAACAAUUACGGUUAUUGUAAAUGUCAAAGGUUUUUAUUUUUGCCGUGGGGAAGGGGUGGGAAUGGGCCAGGUUGCUGCAUCAAGAACAUGCAAGCACGUUGUUUACAGGAUCCGGUCAAAACAGAGAGCUUGCCUGAGAGACUAACAUUCCAUAGGCUAUAUGAGGGACGGUAUUUGUAACCUGUGUGGUGGGGAUGAAUUACUCAAGGGGCAACACAGUUUUAUUGUUUAUAAUGAGAAAUGUUUUAGAAUGUUGUAAGCUGUUUUCCAUAUGUUAACUAUUGUACUCAUGGCAUUUUUUUUAUUAACCAUUCUGCUUAAUAAACCUAUUCCCUAGCACUGGAGUUCCUCCCUAUCAGGCCUGUGCAUUGCGUGUAAUUGGUUUUGUCUCUGUUCUGUGAUAGCAUUGCAAUAAAUGUGUACAGCUGCUGUUUAAAAGGGGUUUCAAACUUUCUAUAUGCAGUGUGUAAUGGUACAUUGUAAAUGAAAUUCUGUGUUCUUAGCCAAGCUAAUGACAUAAGUGUGAAACAUACUGUUGACUAUGGUUCCUUUUGAUGCUGAGAAACUGUACAUCCACUUGAGCUGUCAAAUACACAAACCAGCAAUAUUCAUGUGGGUUUUAAGUAUCAAGUGUACAGUUCUUGUAUUCUUUGUUUAUAGAUGUAUCUGUGUCAUGAUUGGUAUAAACAAACCAAUAAAAAUGUGGUUGUAA
Salmo salar (Atlantic salmon) is the source of this 1401-nucleotide messenger RNA. RefSeq lists its product as uncharacterized. Lineage: Eukaryota; Metazoa; Chordata; Actinopteri; Salmoniformes; Salmonidae. The record is from RefSeq and is a predicted model, not a curated record. Gene Ontology annotation, molecular function: nucleosomal DNA binding. Gene Ontology annotation, cellular component: nucleus; chromatin.